AAGAACAUCAGGGACAGCACCACUCUGACCAGGGGCACAAUGAGGUCGCUUCGUUUCAUUUCUGCUGAAGCUUUAGUGUCCCACCCCCAGCUGGUCCAGGAGAACCUGAACAAUAUAGCCUACAACCUCUACCCACUUCUGUUCAAGGCCAGUUACCUUUUAGAGCAGGCAGAAGUAACCCGUGCUCUGCUGAGUCACUGGCCACUGGAGGAGUUCCGGCUGGCUGUGCUACUGAGGCCAAACACAGAUCACCCUGAAGACCUGCGUGAUCGUGCCUGCAAGGCCUGCCUGGAAGCCUGUAUGCAGGGCAUAGCUGACCAUGUGCUGAAAAGUGGAAGCAACCGCCUUCGGGUAGCUGAUUUCACCGGCAUUCAGGAUGUACAGGUGCAGCAAUGUCCUUGUGGGAGGGCACUAGGAAGGUGGGGCCGUACCAAGGUGCUGGCUAGGACCUGCUGCCAGCUCCAAGGACAGCCCUGUACAGCUGGGCACCCCAUUGAAGUCUUUGCUGACCUCUUUGUCACAGAAGGCAACUUUGAUAUGGUGGUGCAGGCCCUGAAGCCAUUAGGCCCAGCACCUCUGCAGGUCUGUUGCCCUUCACUCCGGGCAGACAGCCUGAGCCCUGGGCAGCUCCUACAAGUUCUUGGCCUGGCUGGGCCAGGCAACCUUAGAAAGUUGGAGGUAGUACACAAUGUACGGUUGCAUGCUGGCCAUGUGCAGCAGCUGCUGGCCCAGGUGGGCUUCCCUCAGCUGACUUCACUCACCUUGCCCACCAAGGCCUUCGAUGCUCCCCCAACCUGUGCCCCAAAUCCAGAGGAUGAGGAUCUUCUCCUUACCUCUAUUGCCUGGGAGCUCAGCCAGAUGAGCCAGCUCACUGAGCUAAGUGUAGCUUUCUCUACACUGACUGGGAAGAUCCAAACAUUGCUUAGCCCCUUGAAGACCCCACUAAGAGUGUUGGACCUAGCCAACUGUGCCCUUAACCAUGAAGACAUAUCCUUCUUAGCAGACUGUAACCACACUGCCCACUUGGAGGUGCUGGACCUCAGUGGACACAACCUGGUACAUUUGUACCCUUCUACCUUCUUCAGGCUGCUGAGCCAGGCUGCCCAAACGCUGAGAGUGCUCACCCUAGAGGAGUGCAACAUCACAGACAGCCACGUUAACAUGAUGAUUCUGGGCCUUAGUCCUUGCAGCCAGCUCCAGCAGUUCAAGUUCCUUGGGAACCCUCUCUCAGGCAGUGCUCUCCGGCGCCUUUUUGCUGCACUCUGCGAACUCCCUAGGCUGCGCCACAUUGAGUUCCCAGUACCAAAGGACUGCUACCCUGAGGGUGCCAUCUACCCCCAGGAUGAACUGUCAGUGUCCAAAUUCGACCAACAGAAAUACGACAUGAUUGCAGAGGAUCUUCGAGCAGUACUGCUUCGAGCUAACCGGGAGGACAUCCAGGCCUCCACCCCACUUUUUGGAAGUUUUGAUCCAGACAUUCAUGAAACCAGCAAUGAACUUGGUACUUUUUUGCUGCAAGCUUUCAAAACUGCUUUGGAAAACUUUUCCAGAGCACUAGAACAAAUGGAGUAGGUUCUGGAAUCAUGCUAUAAGAGGCUGUGCAUUUCUAAUGCCCUGAGGUCAGUCCUGGACCAGAUCAGGCUCAACCAUUUGUCACCAGCAACACUGCCACAGAUUUUCUUAGAGAAAACUGCAGGGAUACUCAUUACACGCUCUAAGCGGAAGCCAGAUAUUUAAAUGAGACAUGAGGUGCUCCUGUGUGUUAGCACAGCAAGAUCUUAAAGCAGAGGGGAAGCCACCUCAAACCAAGAUAGAAGGUGGAGAAUGUGAUCACCAGGGCAGAAUGUAGUGGGAGCAGGGUAAACUACCUAGCUCUGAAUCUGUGAGGGGGAGAAAUGAGAAAAUUCAUCACAUGUUUAUCAAAAUGUAUAGAAGCAACAGCUCAUAAAAAAUAGACACUGGGGGGCUGGUGAGAUGGCUCAGCAGGUAAGAGCUCCCGACUGCUCUUCCAAAGGUGCAGAGUUCAAAUCCC
Mus pahari (shrew mouse) is the source of this 2032-nucleotide messenger RNA. It is a transcript of the gene Lrrc14b, whose product is annotated as leucine rich repeat containing 14B. Lineage: Eukaryota; Metazoa; Chordata; Mammalia; Rodentia; Muridae. The transcript has 2 exons. Gene Ontology annotation, cellular component: cytoplasm. The record is from RefSeq and is a predicted model, not a curated record. Bases 40 to 1572 code for a protein of 510 amino acids.